AUGGUCUCUGUUUUCCUAUACAGAAAUAACAAGAAUGAUCCUACCAAUUGUUGGUGUCAAAUAAUAUCAGAAACUGGAAGUUUAACUCAAGUUAUAUUCAAUGUCUCUACUUUUAUUGGCCAACAAUACAAAUUAUCUAUUUCUAAUGGAACUUCUACCAGUUAUUUUAACAACGAUAUGUUUCAAGAUAAUUUCUACACCAGUGGAUCAAUGGAGUUAAGAUUAGACAAAAAUAAAUGUUCUGGAAAUGAUGGUCUAGAAUUUGGAAUUAACAUUGCAUCAACCCCAGAUAAUAUCAAUAUAACUUGUCACAAUACAGCUGUUACAACACCAAAACUCUGUCCACAGACCAAUAAUACAGAUACAACCACAGCUACAAGUCCCUUAACAACCAUAAGUCCAACAACAACUAUAAGUCCAGCUACAAGUAUAGUAACAGAACCGUCAGAUACAGCACCAAUUGGUACAAAUACUGCAUCAUCUGUAGAAAUAUAUUCAACUGAAAAAGCUUCAAAUGGAACAACAAAUAGUCAGAAUAAUAAAACUACCGAUAGUACCACAGAUGAUCUAGGUAUAGGUUUGAUAGGAGGUAUAGCUGGUGGCGCUGUGGUAUUGAUCAUUCUGAUUUUGAUAUUGAUCAUUUGCUUUGUGAGACGUAAACGACGAAAGAAAGAUCAAUACGAUCAACCCUCCCCAGCAAGACCUUUACCGGAUGCUGGAUAUGUUACUGUAGACAUUGGUCAACAUGACAAGGAUAAUAAUUCGUCUCCGAGUGCUGUUGUUAUCGAAGAUAGUGCUGAUUCUGUGUCAUCAAGGCAACCAGCCACAAAACAAGGAGGCGAUGGUCAAAUUCAAAUGGAAAUUAUAGAGAAUGAUCUCUACGUGAGUUCUGAUGACGUCAUGAAUUACGAAUCAAACGAUGAUAAUAAUAUCAAUGGAAUACCGGAAGUAGAAUAUGCCGUUGUAAAUAAAAAACGUAAACCGGAUAAGCCUUUGAAAGAGACGUCUGUAGAUAGUGGUGUCUCUAUGUCUUCAAAUGAACCCAAUAGUGAUCAUGACCGGAAGUUUGUUCUGGGACCUCAAGGCGAUGAAUAUACGCUUGUUACUAAAACUUAG
Molecule: messenger RNA, 1116 nt
Organism: Lottia gigantea (owl limpet)
Lineage: Eukaryota; Metazoa; Mollusca; Gastropoda; Lottiidae
Exons: 4
Coding region: 1-1116 (371 amino acids)
Source: RefSeq, a predicted model, not a curated record